Aspergillus aculeatus ATCC 16872 is the source of this 954-nucleotide messenger RNA. RefSeq names its product SDR family oxidoreductase. Gene Ontology annotation, molecular function: 2,4-dienoyl-CoA reductase (NADPH) activity. Gene Ontology annotation, biological process: fatty acid catabolic process. The transcript is spliced from 6 exons. NCBI's taxonomy places the organism in Eukaryota, Fungi, Ascomycota, Eurotiomycetes, Eurotiales, Aspergillaceae. Bases 1 to 954 code for a protein of 317 amino acids. The record is from RefSeq and is a predicted model, not a curated record.
AUGCCGUUACCGAAAGAAGAAUACCUCAGCGCCUCGUGGAAGGAUGGCAUUUUUGCGAAUAAGGUCGUCUUCUGUACGGGAGGCGCGGGCACAAUCUGCAGCGCACAAGUGCGUGCUCUCGUACAUCUAGGCGCCAACGCCUGUAUCAUCGGUCGGAAUGUCGAGAAGACCGAGAAGGUUGCCAAAGACAUUGCGACCGCCCGCCCUGGAGCCAAGGUUAUCGGCAUCGGAGCCGUAGAUGUGCGAAAGGUUGAGAGCCUCAACGAUGCCGCCAGCCGCUGUGUCAAGGAGCUAGGGGGCAUCGACUAUGUUAUUGCUGGCGCGGCCGGCAACUUCCUGGCAUCAAUCAACCAGCUGUCUGCCAAUGCUUUCAAGUCGGUCAUCGAUAUCGAUGUCCUUGGAUCCUACAACACCCUAAAGGCGACGCUACCUUACUUGGUGGAGUCGGCAAAGAAGCACAGCAUUAACUCGGAUACACUCAAGCCAUCUCCGCUGGGUACCGGAGGCCGGAUCAUCUUUGUUAGCGCCACCAUUCACUACAGAACCAUGCCAUUCCAGACGCAUGUUUCGGUUGCCAAGGCCGGCGUGGACGCGCUGUCGCAUAGUGUGGCUAUCGAAUUCGGGCCGCUGGGGGUGACUUCGAACAUCAUUGCACCGGGUCCGAUAGGCUCGACGGAGGGCAUGGAUCGUUUGCUGCCGACCGAUAACAAGGAGGCCUAUGUCAAGUCUCAGCCACUGGGGCGGCUGGGCUCCGUGCGCGACAUUGCCGAUGCCACUGUCUACCUGUUUGCUGACACUGGCAGCUAUGUCAGUGGCCAGACACUCGUUGUCGAUGGGGCAUCGUGGCGCAUGACGGCUGGGGGAGCCGCUCAGGGCGCCCUUCAGUAUCCCGACUUCCUACUGUCGGGAGAUGCGGUACCUAAUGUGAAGGGGCAGAAGACGUCGAAGCUUUGA